Molecule: messenger RNA, 1665 nt
Organism: Saccostrea cuccullata (small rock oyster)
Lineage: Eukaryota; Metazoa; Mollusca; Bivalvia; Ostreida; Ostreidae
Product: synapse differentiation-inducing gene protein 1-like
Exons: 4
Coding region: 647-1042 (131 amino acids)
Cellular component (GO): membrane
Source: RefSeq, a predicted model, not a curated record
CCUAUGAAAUAGCAUACAUAAACUAAAGAGGACAAGACAGACAGUUUUCUCAUACUAUAACACAAUUUUUAGAAUUGAGUUGACCUGUGCUCCAUUUUUUAAAAAGUUGAUCCUAUACAUUUUUGGGUUAUCAAAACAUUAAGCUAAGUCCAACAAUACCUUGAAAAAAAAACAAUUUUAUAACGCAGCAUUCACACUUUCCUGAAAAUACUUUUCAUCAGCAGUUACUGGGUAUGUAGCGUGUUUGUCUUAAAACAAUUGUGCCCAGGAUAUUUCUUCUAGGGUUCGAACUACACAAGUACCAUAUUAUUUUUUUUUAAUCGAAAUUUUUGACGAGAAAAUUUUCCGUAGAAAAGUUUGUUUAUCAUAAUUUCAUGAAUUUCAGUAAUAAGAACUUUAUUCUAAAAUUUCAAAACCUAAAUACUAUAUUUAAAUACUGAAAUUAUAGGCAAGCUACACGACUUGUUCCUUGAGGAACCUCACUUUGAUUCUAUUUCAAGCAUUUACGAGAGGGAAAUACAGAUUUAAAGGAAGUCCUUUGCCCAUUUAUUAACUAAAAUGCCCGCUAUCAUGAGGAAAUUAUUGGUUAAGUGCUACAUAAUAAACAAAACCUACGCUAUCUUGAUCAGAAUGCGGAAUAUCAAACAUGAACACAGGCAAUCCAUACAAUGCUGGGUAUAACCAGGGACCGACAACUUACCAGUCUAUGCCGCCAGGUUACCAACAUCAGUCAGGCGCUAAAGUGUAUGGUUCUACACAAGUUGUCACCAUAACACAAACACCAACGAAUUGGCUUUGCCCAGCCAUUUUUUCCUGUUUGUGUUGCUUUUGGCCCUUAGGAUUAGUUGCGAUCUUCUACGCUUGGGAGGCAAACCAGAGAGUAGAGAAGAAUGAUCUACGUGGUGCUGAACAAUCUGCCUCUUGUGCCAAAACGUUGACGAUUACAUCCAUUUUCAUCGGCCUCGUCUCAGUGGGAGUCGUUUUAGCUUUAUAUUUAACGAAUGUACUGACUUUCCAACAGAGAAUCAACCAUCUCCCGUAAAAAAAACUGCAAAUGGCGAUGAGAUAAAUAUAUUUUCACCUCUUUAAACAUUUUGAGAUAUUCCCAACUAUGAGUACUACAUUGUAUUUAUCAAGGUUCUACUUACGAGUAAGAAGUUGAUUGCAUAUGUAAAGUGUCAACUAUUAUCUUUUCAAAAAUAGGAUUUCAUAGAACAUGUAGAAUGUGCUUUUUUUUAAUUGAACAUGUUAUUUAGUGAAAUAAUGAAACAAUACACCUCUCUGGAAGUCUGGAAUUUAUUCAAAAAUUGUGAACAUAUAAUAAAAACAUGUGUAGAUAUAAAACAUUUUUUUUAAUAUGAAACACAACUCGAAAUUCAGUGAUACGAUACCUAUAGAACGCAACAUCUUAUUGAGGAAUAAAAAAUACAGCAGUGUUUUCAUUUGAUUAAUCAAUUUCUGGUUAUUUUUAAUCUACCUGUAUGUAAGAUAUAACGACCAAGGAAAUGCUAAAGAGGAUGGUUGACUUUCUUUUCAAGAAUUUUACCUUUAAAGUUAGACCUUUUUUUGGACCCAGGACUAUUCAACACUGAAGGUGUACUUUCGUAACAAUGUCUGAGCACUUGGGUGAAGGAACAGGUGCCGCCUAAUUUUGUUGACCCAGGU